AUGGAGGCUACUCAAGAAUCUACCCAACCAUGCGCGGACCCUCGCCGGAUGGGGCUGAACAACUCUGGCCUUCACGAACAGGAUCUGGCCGAUAUCAUCUGUAUCCUGCAUCCGAACUCCCAUGCAGCGCAUGACGCGGUGGCUGCCACGGCCACCCUAGGCAAUCAACACAUCCUACAACAAGAUGUCUUGGAUUUCGAAACGUCCGAGACUGCGGCGCUUGAUGUUGCCUUAAGGUUGUCAUCUCAGGUUUGCGACCUCGGGGUGGGCUUCUGCUUUGGUCGCAACCGCGCUCGCUGCGACGUUCUCCUGGCAGUCGACGAUGAAGCCAAGCGAGUGUCCAACACCCAUUUCCGGAUCUACCUGACUGGCGACGGUAUCAUCAUGUUGCAAGACACGUCUACCAACGGUACCAUAGUAGACAACUGCCGCCUCCGGAAGAAUCAGAAGGAGAACAGUCGGAUGCUCACCAACGGCUCUGUCAUUCAAGUGGUGACUGGAAACCAAGGAUCUGAUGAGGUGCGAUUCGUCGUGCGAAUUCCAUCUCGUGAAGGCUUCGCCGUUCAAUACACUCAGAAUGUCCUUCGUUACUUCGAGCGCGUGCAGCAGGUGGCAGGGGCCAUGCAGCUUAAGAAUCGGAAUGGCCCCGCUCCACCUGUGCUAUCGUGGUCGGUCGCAAAUACCUACGGCAUGCAUUGGACGGGCGGUUCGAUGUACAACGUGACCGGGCAAAUCGGAAAAGGCGCCUUCGCAACUGUCUACAAGUUGGCUACCAAACAGCAUGGUGCGAUUUAUGCGGCUAAAGAGCUGGACAAACGUCGGUUCAUGAAGAAUGGUAUCCUGGAUCAAAAGGUCGAUAAUGAGAUGAAGAUUAUGCGUGAUUUGAAACAUCCCAACAUCGUUCAAUAUAUCGAGCAUCAUGAACACGACCGAUGGAUCUACAUCAUCAUGGAGUACGUUCCUGGAGGUGAGCUGUCUACAUAUCUGUCCAGCCACGGCAAGAUUGCAGAGGACAUGGUGCGGACAAUCGCCCGCCAACUCUUGCGGGCACUUCACUAUCUCCACAAACGCCGAAUCACCCAUCGCGAUAUCAAACCGGACAACAUCUUGAUCGCUUCUCUGGACCCCCUGCGAAUCAAACUGUCGGACUUUGGGCUCUCAAAAGUUACCCAGGAGGAGACAUUCUUAAAGACAUUUUGCGGUACACUAUUGUACUGCGCACCCGAAGUGUACCCCGACUAUGAGACAUACCGGCGCGGCGAAGUCAGAAAGAGACGCCGUGUUGGGGAUCCUCCUCCAAAAACGUCUCCUUACAGCCAGUCAGUCGACAUGUGGUCACUAGGCGCUGUGUUGUACCACAUUCUGUGUGGAGUCCCUCCAUACUCUGGACGCGCUGAAGACCGCGGUGUGGCCAUGCUUCGUAGCAUCAUGGAAUCGGAGGCUGAUUUCAAUAUCCUGCGAAGUGAGGGUGUAUCAGAAUCCGGCAUCCACUUUGUCUCUCAACUCCUCAACCGAGAUCCUUUCUCCCGACCCUCGGAAAAGCAAUGCUUCCAGCAUCCAUGGAUUUCCGAGGUCCUGGAUGUGGAUGAGUAUGAAGACGAUGACAUUAUGGAAGAUACACGCGAUGCUCUCUCGGUUAUAGGAGAGGCCGAAGAGGAGCUUGAUGCGUCCCAGCUGUCUAUCCAUGAAGAGGCUGCAUACACCUAUGCGGCCGGUGGAGAAGAGUCCAGCAGCAACGAAGCUCUCGCCAAGAAACCACGCAUCGAAUACAUCCCUGCGGACAUUCGGUACCCAUCACUGCCCCAAAUCGAGAGUUUCCAGGAUGGUCAGAUUGUCGCCGAGACUCACGCAAGACGGCUCUUUGGUGAAGUCACUUCUUCAGCUCUACGCAGCUCCCAUGCCCUUGGCCACACCGGGUCCUGGGAUGACGGUGACUAUGAUGCCGAGGGCUUUGCUUCUUCUGGUGAGUCGGUGAGCGACGACCGCAGUGUCUAUUCGAUCAUAUCUCUCCCGGAACAGCCCUUCGGCGGCACGGCACCCAGCCUGAUGGGCGCAGAGAAUCUCGUUAGACGACUGAAUAUGAACUCCUCGCACCCUCUAUUCCCUGCACAGACCGGCUUGGUUAACCAAAUCUCGACGCGGCAGACCAGCCCUGGACAACCCACGGUCCCCACGGAGUUCGCAAAAGCAGGGAGCACCCCACGUGAGGUGAUCCCACCUACAUCCAGUGUCAACGAGACAACACCUAAGGCGCCUAAACUCUCACGCCGUAUCGACCUGGAGUUACCCGAGACCGCCAGCGAGCGUUCUGACAGCAGUGCGCCAGCCAGUCGCCGACAAUCUACUCAACCCCCCGAGACGCCCGCAGAGGCGGACUACGAUGUCGACUUUGCGACUACCUUGGAUGCGCAAACCGGCCAGGCCAUCCUGGAGCAACUACACUCGGCCGACGAGGAGCCCUCGGACCCGAUCGUCCAUGAACAGCCCGACGCGCCCGGCAUCCCUAUUAACAUGCCGGUCACUGAGUUCACCAAGCCUCCCAAACUUCUGGGGAGAUUGAGAAGCCUUCCCGGCUCGAUGUUUGAUCUAAACAUCCGCCUCGAAAACCGAAUGACCUCGUGGGGCCGUGGACCCGACGCAACAAUCCGCCAUCCAGACAACAUGGACGUGCGCAUACCCGCCUAUGCACUCGAAAUCACCUUCUGGGCCCCUGGACUUGAACGUCGAAUUGCCGAAGGAGAAGACUGGACACAAGUGCCCGGCGUGAUGGCCGUCCUCUCCACCAAAACACGCAAAUGUAUUUGGGUCAACGGCAUGGAGCUGCGCAAGGGAGGCCCGGAAGGAUUACAGUUCGGCAAGCUCUACACGGGCGAUAUUAUCACCAUCUACAAACAUAAGGAUAAUGGGGAGUUUCUGCGACUACGAUGCGAGUUCUACCACGGCGAGAGCGCGCAGCCCCGACCUACUCACGAGGCCGGGUUCGUGGUGCGCCAGGCACUCGUGGGCAAACCGGACAGCGCCAAUCGACCUGCCCGGUCGAACCGCAUGAAGGAAGCCGAGUGA
Penicillium cataractarum is the source of this 3063-nucleotide messenger RNA. RefSeq names its product CAMK family serine/threonine-protein kinase. Bases 1 to 3063 code for a protein of 1020 amino acids. Gene Ontology annotation, biological process: meiotic recombination checkpoint signaling; protein phosphorylation. Gene Ontology annotation, molecular function: protein binding; protein serine/threonine kinase activity; ATP binding. The transcript has 3 exons. The record is from RefSeq and is a predicted model, not a curated record. NCBI's taxonomy places the organism in Eukaryota, Fungi, Ascomycota, Eurotiomycetes, Eurotiales, Aspergillaceae. Gene Ontology annotation, cellular component: nucleus; cytoplasm.